AUGCGACGCAAGUCCUCCAAUUCCUCGGCGGUGGUUGGCGGACCCCGCGGUCGGAAUGUGGACAGUCUCUCUUUGAUUUCGCGUUUUUUCGUUUGUCUUGUCUUGGCUAUGCAACUGGGAUCUAUGGCAACAGAAUGUCAGCAGACGCUCUCAACAUCGUUGACGAAGCAAGAGGUGAAGGAUACGGGUGAGAACAGUCUUCCAGAAGAGAUGAGUCCACAGUCUGCCAUCAGAUGGGACGAGAGCCAGUCCAGAUGCGAAGCCAGCGACACAAUGAGACAGGGCGACACGCCGGCCAACAACAAGUUCGAGUAUCACACAAGUCAAAGCAUGGCAUUAAGGCAGAGGACGGGUGAGAAGGAAGUCCAGCAAAAGAUGGGAGGGUUGGUGUCGGAAACUAAUGAUUGUAAGAGAAGGGAGGGAAGUCUGGCAGUGCAGGCGUUGAUGUCUCAGAGAAGCGUCGCUCAGCCAGAUUGCGACCGGGAGAAGGCAGUGCAAAGGAAGGGCAGCAAGGUCAGAAAAGACGGCAACGCAAAGAAGAUGAGAUGCAGAGGGCAGUGGCACCAGUCAGAGCCAUUCCAGAUGUCCAGUACAGAGGUGCCAGGCCAGGCCAGGCCCAGAAAGCUCGCCGUCGCCAAAGGACGUCUCCAAGGUCCUUCCAGAUUUUGGCGCAAGAUCUUGCCGGCGGGCGCCGCUUCCAUUCUCCAAAAGUCAUGCGACGGCAAUGGCAGUGUUUGUGAAAGUGUUUGGGACGGGUGGGGGAGUUGUACUUACCGCUUUGUGGAUGAAGAGAGAAGGGAAGGAAAGGAGAGAAAGGAAGCAGGAGGGAAGGAGAAGGUAUACCUGGCGCCAGGAGCUCCUCGGGCCGUCAUGCGUGGCGGAGGAGGUCGGGAUGACGAGGUCAACGACAUUGUAACGACACCACAACGUCACGCUUGGUGGAGGAGGUUGGGGACGGGGGUGAUGGGAGAACGACACUGCCACGACAUUACAACGUCACGCGUUGUGGAGGAAGUCGGUGACAGAGUGAUGGAAGUGAAAAGUGAGAUUUCAUGUGAGACGCUCGGACCAUCAAUGCCAAGACAUAUCACUGAUAUUUCCUGGCUCAGCCUCGCCCCAAUAUUGUUUCUGAAGAGUCUGGAUAUGAUGAUUCUGGGACUUGCUCGCUGUGCAUCUAAUCAAAAUCGCGCUUCGUCCGCGUGGUUGUUCUUACUUCAAUAUUCGGAAUACCUGGCCCGAGCGCCUGACGUUCGGCAUGCCGAGACUUCCCGAGCAGCCAUGCGACUGACCUUCUGCGCGAUCAAGGUAUACGAGGACUUUGCGGCGCAGCGAUAUUGCAUACACAUGUUGCAUGACAGAGAAGCAACACAGCCGCCAUUGGAGAGCGACAAAUCACAACUUGCGACCGAUCGACACCACAAUCUUGAAAAGACUCUAUUCCGUACUAUUCCACUCCACGACGUAGCAGCACUACACCCAAACCAACACCUCGAACCCGCCAUCCCAACAUGUCCUUCCCACCCCUACCCCGUCUUCCUGCAAACACUAACCUCCGUCUCCGUCCCAGUAGGACAAACGCAUAUCCCCACCCCACCCCCCACCGUCUCCGUCGUCAAAACACACCCUCCACACUCAACUUCCUUAUCGCCACAACCAGGCUCCACAUGCGUGACGGUCGUGAAGCACGCAGCACAAGCCGUCUCGGAGGCGUCGCGCAUCGACAUUGUGGUGUGGGGGCAUAUUCUAAGUCGCAGCCGUAGCAGUUUGUAUAACUUGUGGUGGUAUGUUGGUUUCUUGGGCGGAGAUGAGGGCCAGGAGGGCGAAUAUCGUGAGGGUGGUGGAGGUCAUGGUUACUGUUGGAUUGUAAUAGAUCUUGCCCUUUUUAUGUCCGCAGCUCCAGCGCAGAUGUUUUUUUUCUUUUGA
This is a messenger RNA of Pseudocercospora fijiensis CIRAD86, 1923 nucleotides long. RefSeq lists its product as uncharacterized. NCBI's taxonomy places the organism in Eukaryota, Fungi, Ascomycota, Dothideomycetes, Mycosphaerellales, Mycosphaerellaceae. Bases 1 to 1923 code for a protein of 640 amino acids. The transcript is spliced from 20 exons. The record is from RefSeq and is a predicted model, not a curated record.